Alternaria postmessia is the source of this 348-nucleotide messenger RNA. RefSeq lists its product as uncharacterized. The transcript is spliced from 2 exons. Bases 1 to 348 code for a protein of 115 amino acids. Lineage: Eukaryota; Fungi; Ascomycota; Dothideomycetes; Pleosporales; Pleosporaceae. The record is from RefSeq and is a predicted model, not a curated record.
AUGCAAUCGUGUGGCCGGUCGCAAGCCUAUGCGAUUACCUUAGUUCGUAAGGAGCAGAAUCCGCAACUGCCACCCCCACCAUUCCACCCGCCCCGCCUGGGCCAGGUAUCCACGUGCAGAGCUUGUCUAUCGAUCGAGGCUCAAUUUCAACGACAUUCCAUGCCUUACAGUAUCUUCUACUUUGAAAAGGAUCCUGCCACGCCAUGGUCUCUCCGGAAAUCGAUCACCCGCACACUGCGCAGGCAAGCGAAGCGACACUAUCCACAUUCCUCGGGACAAUCCUCCACGAUAACACUCACUGGGCCUUCCGACGAGUCUUCGAUGCGCUGCAGGUCUAGUGCACCAUAA